GAUAUGAGAUCAAACAAAAACACCUUUUAUCAAUCAUUUUUUUUGUUCAUUUCAUUGUGAAGAUACAUUUCACAUAAAUUGAGAUUAGAUUUAUGGUCAGAAUAAGUUCCAUGCCAAAAACUCUGUGAGUUUAAAGUAAAAUGGAACAAAAGAAAAACAACGAUGACCUAAGUCAGCAUUUGUAUAAAAUCAAGCAAGACGAUAAUAGUAAAGUGACUGCAAACAAUAAUAACACAUCGUCUGGUGUGCCUAAUAUGAUGAACGUGGAAUUAUGUUUAGUAUGUAGCGACCGGGCAAGUGGCCGUCAUUACGGUGCAAUUAGCUGUGAGGGCUGCAAAGGCUUCUUUAAACGAUCUAUUCGAAAGCAAUUAGCUUAUCAGUGUCGUGGCACCAUGAACUGUGAAAUCACAAAACACCAUCGAAAUCGAUGCCAAUAUUGUCGCCUACAAAAAUGCUUGGCAUGCGGAAUGCGCAGUGAUUCUGUUCAACAUGAACGAAAGCCCCUGUUAGAGAAAAAAGAGGUCACAUCAUCGACAAACAGUGUAUUACAUAAUGUAAACGAUACAUUCGCAUCAAAUACAAACAGCAACAGUGCCAACGUUGGAAAACAAUCGUUUGGUGCAAAUAACAUAAACAGUCUAAGCAGUAUUUUGCCCGCACACAUAUUUGCGAAUUUCACAUCAAAUGUUGCCCAACAAGUCUUUACAAAUUCAUAUCAUGAACGAUUGGGUGCAUUGGCCGGUUUGGCGGAGAAUGCUGGUGGUGGAACAAGUGAAAUUGAUGACAACUCCCUUGACAAUAUGCCUACAAAUUCUCAAUCUACAAUUCCAAAUGAGAAUGUCUUGCAAACUGUUAUUGAUAAAAAUAUAAUUGCAGAAGCACAAGAAAUCAUUUCAAGCUUACAAGUUGAAGGACAAAACAAUAAUGAGUUUAGCGACUCAAUAAAAAAUGAUCCUGACUCCUGUAUAUCAUCGAAUAAUGAUGAUAUUGAUGAGUUCGAGGAUGAGAUGAGUUCAUUUUCUGAUGGACCGAUGCUUCCCGAGAGGGAUAUUAUUUUUAAUCUACAGGCACCGCAAUUUGUGCCAAACUACUUAAACAUGCAUUACGUUUGUGAAACUGGCAGUAGAAUCUUUCUCCUAUCGAUUUGCUGGUUUAAAAAGUUUCAUGCAUUUAAUUUGUUAAGCGUGAAGACACAGGCACUUCUCUUGCAAAACUGUUGGAUUGAACUGUUUUUCAUUGGUUACGCACAAUCUUCACAUUCUGUAUCACUUCCCACCGUUAUCAAUUCAUUGUCAAACAUUGUUGAAAGUGCAAUUACACAAGAAAAAAUGCAACCGAGCAAACUAAAAAGACUAUCUGAACAUAUUUGGAAGAUAAAUGACAUCUUUCAAGAAUUAAACAAAAUGAACUUGGAUGAUUUUGAGUUUGCUUUUCUUAGAUUCAUCAUCCUUUUCAAUACAGAUAAUGGACGCAAAAUGGACGCAAAUCAACGUGUUAAAAUUGAACGAAUACAAGAUAUGUUUAUAAAGGGCUAUUUGCAACACAAACAGAUGGAGUUUGACUUCAGUCGUUUACUAAAACUUUUACUUAAAGUUCAUUCGUUGCGUUCUCUUGAUUCUGAUCUUAUUGAAGAAUUGUUUUUCUCCAAGUUAAUUGGAAUGCUUCAAAUCAAUAAUGUUAUAUCGCAUAUAUUAAGUUUGGGCUCCGAAUAUGCAGCUGAAAUUUAAUUCAUAGAGGCGAAUACUAAUUUUGCAAACUUGUCGAAUAAGGAUGCACACAACGACGGCUAGAUUUUAAGGUAUAAAAUAUUUUUAGCAGUUUUUGACGAUCAUUAUUUUGAACUAAAUUAUUUCAAUCAUGGUAUUCAGUAAGAUUAUUUUGAUAUCCAUAAUUAAUAAAUGAAACAUACGUGCAAGCUCGAUUUAGCUGAAAGCUACAAUAAUAAUGAAUUCAAAGCUACUUAAAAAUCUUCGAAAUAUGAAAUCUGUUAGUUCUAAUUUAAAUGUUCCGGACGUGCCGUUAUUAUUCAUUGUGCCGGCAAUACUAAUAUAUAAAUUAAGACGAUAUCAACUUAAAGUCUACACAUCUAACGUCCGCAAACAAAAUGCAUUAAAAACUAUUUUAUUUUAUUUUAUUUUAUCAUUAAAUAAACAAUAUUCAUUCA
Contarinia nasturtii (swede midge) is the source of this 2164-nucleotide messenger RNA. RefSeq names its product nuclear hormone receptor HR78 (gene Hr78). The transcript is spliced from 5 exons. Gene Ontology annotation, molecular function: RNA polymerase II cis-regulatory region sequence-specific DNA binding; zinc ion binding; nuclear receptor activity. The record is from RefSeq and is a predicted model, not a curated record. Gene Ontology annotation, biological process: cell differentiation; anatomical structure development; regulation of transcription by RNA polymerase II. NCBI's taxonomy places the organism in Eukaryota, Metazoa, Arthropoda, Insecta, Diptera, Cecidomyiidae. Bases 141 to 1727 code for a protein of 528 amino acids.